AUGGCUAUUAGAGGGAAGGAAUUGAUGAAGCAAGUACUGAAUAAGGUAGGAGAGAACAAUAUGACACCUGCAAUGAAGGAAUCUCUCGAGAAAUCCACACCUGAUAGCAAGGGAAAUUGGGAGUUCAUGUCUUUGGUGUUUGGAAAAUAUCUUGGCUUUUGUUUACUGAAUUUUGGAGUUGUAACAAGAAAGGCUGAGAGUUCUUCUAAGGUUCUCGUUGAUCCUUGGAGUAGGAGUACUUGGAAGCCAAAUGUCCAGGAGAAGAGGCUCUUUAGUUAUAUCUUAGACCGCUACAUUAGAGUCAAAUUCACCCCAUAUGCCCUUCGUUGCAUAAGCAAGGCAGGAGGGAUUGACGAGUACCUACUGAAAACUCCUUACAAGAAAAUGGAAACAGAACUGGGUCUUGUCUGGAAAUCCAAGAUUGAAAAGAUGUAUGAAGAACUUGGGAAGGUGGAGGUUGCCUUCUUUUCACCUGAAGGUGAAGCCAAGUUUGAGCAGAGUUUCAAAGAUUUAAAAUUAUCAGAGAGGGAGGCUAGAAGGCAAUUCAGACAACAGAUGUACGCUGGGCUGGCCGAACAGAAGAAAGCUGAGGAAGGAAGAAGCUAUAUUAGUUUUGUCUUAGCAAGCUCUGAUGAUUAUCCUGAUAAGCUAGUGGCUAACUUUUGA
Manihot esculenta (cassava) is the source of this 666-nucleotide messenger RNA. Its product is annotated as 54S ribosomal protein L24, mitochondrial. Gene Ontology annotation, cellular component: mitochondrial large ribosomal subunit. The record is from RefSeq and is a predicted model, not a curated record. Gene Ontology annotation, molecular function: structural constituent of ribosome. Bases 1 to 666 code for a protein of 221 amino acids. NCBI's taxonomy places the organism in Eukaryota, Viridiplantae, Streptophyta, Magnoliopsida, Malpighiales, Euphorbiaceae. The transcript has 4 exons.